AUGAAAGCAUUCCUAUCACAAUUCAUCGCAGGUUGCAAAUGCAAGAAGCCUUCAACUUAUCUUUUCACGUUGAAACAAAGACAAACUGAAUCUCUCGGGGAUUAUAUCAUUCGAUUCAACCACGAAAAGUUGACCGUUGAUGACCCUAAGGAAGAUUUAGUCUUUGCUGCUCUCUUAAAUGGGAUCCUAGCCAGAGGACUGUUAAUGAGAGAUUUAGCCCAAAGAACUGUUGCCUCACUUUCAAAACUCAUGAAUAAGAUAGAAGAGUUUAUCAAUGCGGAAGAUACAAUGAAAGCCUUGCUAGAAUCUAGGCAGGUUCCCGAGACAGAGUCCAGAGGAAAGCGAAAGGACAAUCGAGAAGAAGGGAGAAAAAUCCCAUAUAAAGUCACUAAGAAGAUGGAGGUAGUAGUUCCCCUAAGAAUGAUAGCGCCUCAGGGAGAACCGAUUUACAAUCGAUUGAAUUCUAGUAUAGCUCGAAUCUUCAUGGAAAUCCGAGAAGACCCGGAGUUAACUUGGCAACCAAAAAUGCUAACUCCUGCCAACAGGAGGUCUCGGAAUCGAUAUUGUGAAUUUCACAAUGAUCAUGGCCAUAACACGGAAGAGUGUGUCAACCUACGUUUUGAGAUAGGAAAGAUGAUAAAGAAUGAGAAAUUAAUCCGCUUCCUUGCCGAUCAACAACAACAAAGGCCUCGACAGGAAUGGAAUCCACCGCGAGAUCGCUAUCCUCCAAGAAACAAUUAG
Alnus glutinosa is the source of this 741-nucleotide messenger RNA. RefSeq lists its product as uncharacterized. Bases 1 to 741 code for a protein of 246 amino acids. The transcript has a single exon. The record is from RefSeq and is a predicted model, not a curated record. NCBI's taxonomy places the organism in Eukaryota, Viridiplantae, Streptophyta, Magnoliopsida, Fagales, Betulaceae.